GCAACUGAAUGACUCAACUGUCAUUAUCAGCUCCCUCAGGACUCAUUUAAUCAACAAGGAGAGAAGCAUGACGGAUAUCCUGCAGUGCUACCCAGCGAUGAAGUCUGUGAACGACCAUGGGAAGGAGGUGACGGAGUACAACAACAAGUACUGGGUGAUGCUGACUGAGGCCGAGAGCCUGGAGCUGUACCCCGAAAAGGGGAUCCAGAAAGAGGAGAUUAAGUGGCGUAAGUGGGCUGAUGAAUGGCUUGUGCAUCUUAUAUCUCCCAACGUGUACCGGACCACCGGAGAGGCCAUGGCCUCUUUCGACUACAUUGUGCGCGAGGGCAAGUUUAGCACCAUGGAAGGUUUCUUUGCCAAAUAUGUUGGUGCUGCGGCCAUGUACAUCAUCGCAAAAAGGCUGAAAAGUCGGUGAGUUACACAAGAAAAUACAUCUUAAA
This is a messenger RNA of Notothenia coriiceps (black rockcod), 440 nucleotides long. Its product is annotated as prostaglandin E synthase 2-like. The transcript is spliced from 3 exons. Gene Ontology annotation, cellular component: mitochondrion. The coding region runs from base 68 to 415 and encodes 115 amino acids. NCBI's taxonomy places the organism in Eukaryota, Metazoa, Chordata, Actinopteri, Perciformes, Nototheniidae. Gene Ontology annotation, molecular function: prostaglandin-E synthase activity. The record is from RefSeq and is a predicted model, not a curated record.